Pecten maximus is the source of this 3814-nucleotide messenger RNA. Its product is annotated as neuroglobin-like. NCBI's taxonomy places the organism in Eukaryota, Metazoa, Mollusca, Bivalvia, Pectinida, Pectinidae. The transcript is spliced from 3 exons. Gene Ontology annotation, molecular function: oxygen binding; heme binding. Bases 577 to 1128 code for a protein of 183 amino acids. The record is from RefSeq and is a predicted model, not a curated record.
UCCAACACUAUGUUAGUGUUUAGUGAUGUUAUGCCUUCGACUUUUAACACACCGUCUACAACUCUGCCAUCUGAGUGAUCGACUAAAUGACACCCCUCUAUCUGUAGUUCGAUGCGUCAGUCCUUAUCUCGUUGUGUCAGCGCUUGAUUGCGGAACCUGAUUAUCCCUGCUCCAUCGACAUCUCUCUCUCGACAGCGUUUACACUACACACGUGCUGAAUGCAUAUUUGUUACGACAUCAAUUUACACGUGCUUUUGAUGAACUCUACAUGCAAGGUUAAGGUAAUUGACAUUGCUGUUUUUUAUACGAAUGAUGAUAAAGGUCUCGGACUGAUGUAUGUAUAAAACAUAUGGUUCCUGUAGUGUACGUUUCACGAUUCAUAUGACUUACAGAUGAGUGACUUUUGGUUAGCAUUCGAACUGUUUAGUGUUGAUUCAAGCGUCGGCCGUGCUUCACAAUAAAUACGUUUGGACAAUGGAUUAUUAAGAUGAUCCCCCAAAGUGUUGCUGUAUAGAUUGUACUUUCUGAUGUGUUGACUGUUACUAAAGACAUACUGUUUCUUUAAAAAAUCGCAUUAUGGGUAACCAAGCUUUGAACUGUCCCUCAGCUGCUACUGGGGACACUCAACUGAACACCUACCUGACACCCCGCCAAAUUCAUCUCGUACAGGACACCUGGGACAUCAUUAAGGAUGACCUGUCCAAACUUGGUGUUAUCGUCUUCCUCAGGCUGUUUGAGACGGAGCCGGACCUGAAGCACCUUUUCCCGAAGAUCGUCCAAAUGAACGAGCAGAAUAAGCUAGAGUGGGACAUUGACCGGGAAAUGCUUACAAAGCACGCAGUCUCUGUGAUGGAGGGACUUGGCGCGGCCGUGGAGAGCUUGGACGAGUCCGAGUUCCUCAACAGUGUCCUCAUCUCUAUAGGACAGACACAUGUUAAGCGACAAGUAAAGCCCCAGAUGUUAAAGAGACUUUGGCCUUCCCUGAACUACGGUCUAAAACAGGUUUUGCAGUCUAAAUACAAUAAAGAGGUGAACGAGGCCUGGAAAAAGGUCUACCUUUACAUCAUAGCGCAUAUGAAACGUGGUAUGGAGAAUCCUGAUCUCGAAAUGGACUACGACCCCAGAUGAGGGGGCCCAGCGCACCUCCUAGUGUAACUAUCAUCGAACUUAAAUCGUCACAGGUUUUAUGACGUUUUGUAUGUAUGGUUUGAGUAAAAGAAGACUGCUACGUGACUCGUGAUCUCGGGCAAACGUUAUGAAGCAUCAUAGACAGAAUCGUACAAUGACGUAGAGCAUUUGAUGUUAGAUAUAGUGACAAUGAAAUUCGAUGAGUAUUGUUAGUUAAAAAUGGCUAUUGUUUUCAAAGGUGUCGUUUAUAUGUACAUUAAUACAAUGAAUUUUGAAUUCCAUUGCAUGAGAUUGUAUGCGGAGAUUAACUUGUAUAUCGGACACCAUCGAUAUAUGAUCCUAUAGAAAAUAAUACCUCUGUGUUCAGGCAAAGCAUUCUAGUUUAUCAUCUGGAUACUAAUUAUGCUCAAAACAUCAUAACAAUAUAAACAACGUGGAACUGGAUCAUAAUAAACUCCGUCAGUUUCCAGAUAUUGUCUCCCUUAGCUUCCAGAGAUUGUCCUAUCGUCGUAUUGGGUAAACGUUAUUGUAUAUGUGAAUGUUUUAGUACAGAAAAGCAUCGACUAAGAAAGCGAGAUUAUCAUUGAAUCAUAUGUGUCCCGCGUAGUGGUCGUCAAGUGUCUGCUACAAUACAUUGUUUGUCUUCAUUGUAUUCCGCUCGUGCAUUAUAUUAGUGCUUAUUGGGUUACAUUGUCUGUGGGUAUAUCUUGAUAUAUGUAUAACAUAAGCAAGAUCAAUGAUCAUAAUGUACCAAACCAUUUGUAUAUCUCUCGAAGUCAGAAUCGAUCACGUGGACGAUCCGCGUUUUUAUUACUGUAAAAGUACACAUUUAAGCGGUAAUCUUAUUUUAAACGUAUGCCUCUCAUUUAUGAUUGAGCUGACUACACUUUCUUUACAUUAAACGGCAAGGAUUCUGCGUGUGUUAAUUCAUCAUUGACCGCACAAAAACAGUGUAUGUUUACAGUUUAAGGUCAUGGAAUAAUGCCGAGAUCAUUGGAAUGAUUUCGGGGGUUAAGGUUUUCAUGAACUUUGUAUAAAGUUGCUGUUGUAUGUUUUAUAAAAAAAAUGUAAUGAACUGAUCGUCUUUCCUGUAUCGCCCACUAUUGGUUGUACAUGUAUGUUAGAGCCAUACAAACGGGUUAGAAAGUGUGUUAGGGCAUGACCGUCUUUCAUGUAUUGGUUAUAACGUCCCGUUGUAAGCUUUGAGACUUUACGAUGGCUUGGUUUGAGGUCACAAUCAGAGGGUUGACUUGUAAGAUUUGAUAUAACUAUUGUCUGCUACCUUAUGUGAUAUGUCUUAAUGGAUGACACAUGUGUAUGAUGUCGUGUUGAACUAACCUGGCCAGUUUGGUAUUAUUGUCAAUAUUUGGUUUUUCGAGCCAUAUUCAUCCAUAUCUUUAUGAUAAGCUUUGACCCACGUGUAAUGUUAAUAAUAGAAAUACGUUAUGGUUCAAUAACAGUUUGGUAACUUAGUUAUAUUUAUGCUUCAAUAACUGUUGUGAGUAAUAUUUGUAUCAAUUUAAAAUCAUUUAAACAUUUGUAAUAUCUUUUAGUCGAAACAAUAUUUCAUUUCACAAUAUUUUAUCAAUCAAAAUAUCAUUUUUACAACAGACACUGUCUGCAAAUUGUAAUAUCCUAUGCCAUGUACACAACCCGAUACAUGGUUUGAACUUGUUUCGUAACAUGUCAUUUCAUUAGUUAAUAUUUUUUAUGUUAGAAAAUGAAAUUCGACAUGCAUUUGGAAAGCAAUAUGACAUGCUUACAAUUGACUAUGGGAUCUACAAAUACCGUAUGCUAUUGGGUGUACUAUUAACGUUCAAAACAGAAUUCAUGUUAUUCGUUUAAUUGUCAAUACACUUAUCGCACUAUUAACAGUGAAUCACACUUCAUUAUUGUUGAAUAAGUUAUCAUCAGACAAUUGCACAAGAGGUUAAUACUUUAUUGUUUUUAUUCUACCACAACAUGCUACCAUUGUGUUGUAGUCAAACCAGAACUACAUAACGAAAAAAUGUAAAUAAUGACUUUAUUGUGAUGAACUACAAAAACAUUUAACUACCUAUAAAAAAGAUGGACAUUUCGACUACUAAUAUAUUUUUUUCAAAUCUAAAAAUACUUCAUUUCUAAUUAAUUAUUAACACUUCAAUUCACUAUGAAAUGUGACAAUAUCCUGAGUAUCAAAAUAUGAAGGCUAUGUUAAUUAAAAGCACCUGUCAGAUCCAGGGUUAAGUAUCUAUGGUUACAUUUCUCCAUUUUUUAAAUGUAGUGAAUCCAAUAGGACAUUCGACACUCGAAUCUACUUCAUUUUACUAUUCCAAUAUUAAGAAUAUGUAAUUACAUCUACCAGAUACCUAGGCAGUGGUGUGCAUUAUUUAGUACAUUUGAGCUCGACCAAUUUCAUAACAUAGUUGUUUUGCUGAAACAAUAGUUUAUAUAUGACACAAAAACAAACUGUAUACGUAACAGGUUUGGUGUCAAUAAUUAAUCUGGUUUAAAUGCAUCAUAUACUGAUGAUCUGUGCAUAAAUCAGAUUGGUUAUUCGCCUCCAAGUAAAUUGAAUUAUGCGUUAGUAUUAUAUAAGUGUAAAGAAUUACGUGAUAGGCUCAUGAUCUGUUUGUGGAUCUACUCUCGACCUUUACAUUUAACAAGAUGUCUACAGGAAAUGAAAUAAAAUUGAUAUCAACACUCA